AUGGGUAGGGUUAUCAGGGCUCAGAGGCGCUCGCACGCUAUCUUCAAAGCGCACACCCACCACAACAAGGCCCCCGCCAAGCUUCGUACCCUCGAUUACGCCGAACGCAAUGGCUACGUCCGGGGUAUCGUCAAAGAAAUCAUCCACGACCCUGGCCGCGGUGCACCCCUCGCACGUGUCGUAUUCCGUGACCCCUACCGCUACAAGCUCCGCAAGGAGACCUUCAUCGCCACAGAGGGCAUGCACACCGGCUCAUUCGUAUAUUGCGGAAAGAAGGCCGCUCUUACCGUUGGUAACGUCCUUCCCGUGAGCCAAUGCCCAGAAGGUACCAUCGUCUGCAACGUCGAGGAGAAAGUCGGCGACCGUGGUGCUCUCGCUCAGGACAACAAGACCCGCAUUCGUCUGCCUAGUGGUGCGAAGAAGACUGUGUCUGGGGGUGCACGGGCAACUGUUGGAAUCGUUGCUGGUGGUGGACGUAUCGAUAAGCCAUUGCUCAAGGCUGGUCGCGCAUAUCACAAAUACAAGGCUAAGCGUAACAGCUGGCCUCGUACUCGUGGUGUGGCUAUGAACCCCGUCGACCAUCCUCACGGUGGUGGUAACCACCAGCACAUCGGAAAAGCCUCGACAGUUCCCCGUUCGGCAGUUCCUGGACAGAAAGUCGGUCUUAUUGCCGCUCGCCGGACUGGUCUGCUACGCGGUACCGUCAAGGUCAAGGAGGCUUAA
This is a messenger RNA of Suillus subaureus, 723 nucleotides long. Its product is annotated as ribosomal protein L2. Gene Ontology annotation, cellular component: cytosolic large ribosomal subunit; ribosome. Gene Ontology annotation, molecular function: RNA binding; structural constituent of ribosome. Bases 1 to 723 code for a protein of 240 amino acids. Lineage: Eukaryota; Fungi; Basidiomycota; Agaricomycetes; Boletales; Suillaceae. The transcript has 6 exons. Gene Ontology annotation, biological process: cytoplasmic translation. The record is from RefSeq and is a predicted model, not a curated record.